AUGCAGUCCUUACGAAAACUGAAAGAGAGGAGAAGAGCGAUUGCACAUCAAAUAACCGCCGGCGUCAGCAAGACCCUCGAGGCUAAGCUCGCCACCCAAGCAAUGGACAUUGCGUACCUUAAGAAGGAACGUGACCAAAUCAUCAGUGACCGUGAGAAGGAGCUCAACGAACUCAAGAAGCAGAUGGAGGAGAAACAUGAUCAGACGAAACGCAGACUGGACGAUGUAGAGGCCGUGUCUGCCCGCGUUCCUAGCCUAAUGGACAGGACAGAGACUUUCAAGCUUGUAAACGCAGCUGCCAAGCCUAUAACAGAACGCUUGGAAGCACUAGAAAAUUCAGCUACCGGGCUCCCUGAUCUGACAAAGGGGCUGCAAGACCUUGCAGCUGUGCCAGAAAGAUUAGCUACACUGGAGUCGCGGCAAGCUGCAAAGCCUGAACCUGACCAAUUUAAUGUAUCUGCCAAAUCAGAGCUUAGCUCUAUAAGAAGCAGGCUUGACAGCACACUCGCAAAGGUUCACGGGUUAGAGAACGACAUCACCACGUUGAAGACUGCGAAGGAACUACAGGGGAUCGAUAUUGGCGCACUGAAGACAUGGAAGGACGCGCAACUUAAGGCGGUAUCUGAAGUAACAAUUAAUAACCUCAUCGCAGCCCAAGUCGAAGAGAAAGCUUCCGUCGUCUUAAAAACCUUGAGCGAAAAAACAGACGAGGCCGAUCGCAAGCUUGCCGAGCAUUUCAAUAAUAAUAAGGCCGAGAUUCGCAGUCACCAGCUUGGAUUGCAAGAGUUCAAGAGCUUCAAGGAGAAUUAUAAGCAGGAACUUGCUAACCAGCUUUCGGUAUUGCACGAGAGAAUCAAGACUGUCGAGGGAAAUGAUGCAAAGACAUACUCCAAAGCCGAUAAGCUACAGAGACAAUUGCAGAAAUUGGAAGAUGACUUGCAGAAACUAGAAGAUGACGUGGAUGACCUUUCUCCAAGUGGCAUGGACAAGAUACACGACAAGCUGGAGGAAAUGCGACGCACAGACGACAAACUACUUGACAAGGUGCAGGAAAUUCGCGAAGAGAUGAAGAGCAUGAACAAAGACCUUUUAUCGUUUGAGAAGGAAUUUUCUGAUUACCAAGACGACAUCGUUAAGUACAUUGGGCGAAUCAAAAGCGACUACAAGGAUACUGGAAAAUCCUUAUCAGAAAGAGUUGCCGCCCUGCGAACAACGCUUACCGAAGCUGAUUUAUCCAGACUCCCUGUUCGCCUUAGUGAGCUGGAGAAGUCUGCACGUAAUGUAGACAGGCUGGCUGUCCGUGUCGAUGAGCUGGACAAGCUGCCUCCUCGUGUUGAUGAGCUGGAGAGGGCUCCUAAGGGUCCCAACUUUAAGAGAGUCGGGACGCCUGUUUUCCCUUCGUCUACUGUUGCAAAAACCCCAGAGACGGGUGACUUAGACUCGAAAGUCGACUCGCUGGACAAGUCGUUGCAACGACUCCGCAAAACUGUGGAAGGCAAGAAUAGCCUAACUUCCCGGAUGGAUCGCCAAGAGGAGCGGAUUGAUAGCAUAGAGGCAUCUUCUGCUAGUGCUAGGCCGCUCGAGACGGUGGAACAGACGGUUGAGACUGAAGACAGGGCUUUAGACAAGACUGUGGAGAAGGCGGUGGAAAAGAGAGUUAGGACGCUAGUAACUGAGCAAAAGGCUGCAAAGAAUCUGGAGGAGCUCGAAACCCGCCUCGUGGAAGAGAUCCGAGCAUCGCGCAAGGGGCACGAACAUGAAGUCACACCCACUGACACCGCUGCAGCCCCGUCAGCGCAGUUCGAUAUGAAUGCUCUCAGCGUUACCCAGCAAGGCCUUGAGACUCUCCACGAGAAAUUCGAAGAUCACGAUGCUAUCAUCUUAAGUAUACAAGAGAUGGUUCCUAAUCUCUUCCGCGAACACUUCGCACCACUUAAGGCAAGUGUUGAACAACAAGCGCAGAUCAUUAGCAAUACGUUAGACAGGCACAGCCACGACCUCUUCAAUCUGAAUCGACAAGUUGCGAACUUGCCGACACAACAAAAUACUUUGGGACAGCAGCAACAACAAGCUCAGCUUGAAGGGAUGGUAGCGGAAGCAGUUUCGCUUAGGACAGCUUUCGCAGCUCUGCAAACAUCGUUGUCAAGAAAGGUCGAUGCUGAAAGAAUGCAUCAACAUCUACAAGGAAUGAAUCAACAACUACAAGGAAUCACUUUCGCGCUGAACAACUUACAAAGCCGAUACGAGAAUAUAAAUACCGACGACAUGUACAAGCGCAUGGUCGCGUGGUUCACAACGAUGUAUCCGAAUUUGACACAAAUCCUUGAGGAUAUCAAAGAACUCAAGGCGGCUAAAAUGAUAGCGGACCCUCACGGAAGCUUUAUCGCGUUGAGUCGUGACGCAGAAAGCUUGCACGGUCUUCUACGUAUUGCUCCGCAAUUGCGAGGACUUAUAGACACCAAGCAGGCGGCUACCUCUAAAGGGCAGAUUGUUAACACCAGUACUGCAGAGAUCCAGCGCCAACUUACAGAAGAGGCUAAUACGCUUAAAGAUCUACAAAAUCGACUGGAAGAAGACAAGAUUGAACGCGUGACAGAGUUGGAACACUUGCGCUUUCGCGUAAGCGACGAGCGACGGGCGCGCGCAGAUGCGGAGGCUGAGAUAAAGAAGACCAUCAGCAAUCUCUUCGCUAUUGUGUCCAACAACGCGUCAACUAUCAAAAAAGAGACCAAGGAAUGUUCCGACCAGCUAAGACAGAUCAAGAGCGAUUAUGAAGCGGCUGUGCCUGAGAUCCGGGACCAACUCAGUAACGUCCAGAAGGCGGAUGCUGAACUGCGAAAAGAGUUCGAUGCCACAGUCAGAGCAUACAUUGAGCCGAACCGCGACUUGUUCGGCAUAAUGGACACUGUGAUUACGGUCGUUGCGCAAGUUCAACAAAUCCUCGAAAGCGUAAACCAGAACCUUCCGAAAGGGCCGUUGAAGCUAGAUUGGGUCUGCUACCUUCCAAAGCACGGUCAGCUUGAAAACAACGGCGAGCUUGAAAACAACAGCGAGCUUCAAAACAACGGCGAGCCCAGCAAUUCGAAAGGCAAGGGCAAGAGCAAGCAGUAA
Molecule: messenger RNA, 3111 nt
Organism: Alternaria postmessia
Lineage: Eukaryota; Fungi; Ascomycota; Dothideomycetes; Pleosporales; Pleosporaceae
Exons: 1
Coding region: 1-3111 (1036 amino acids)
Source: RefSeq, a predicted model, not a curated record